This is a messenger RNA of Soboliphyme baturini, 126 nucleotides long. Lineage: Eukaryota; Metazoa; Nematoda; Enoplea; Dioctophymatida; Soboliphymatidae. The record is from the annotation of a GenBank genome assembly.
CGUUCGGUCGAGCCGUUGAGUGUGGAGCGGUACGCGUUGUCGACUGCCGCCCGCCCGCCUGCCCGCCUGCCCGCCAGCCCGCCAGCCUGCCUGCCCGAUCGUCCGCGCUCCCGGCCGAUCCAGUAA